Messenger RNA from Chara braunii, 2334 nucleotides. The record is from the annotation of a GenBank genome assembly. NCBI's taxonomy places the organism in Eukaryota, Viridiplantae, Streptophyta, Charophyceae, Charales, Characeae.
GGCGAAAAGGACGAUGGGAGCCACCAUGCAAACCAAGUCCAUAUGAUAUGGCGUGAGGACCGUUGCGCAUUCCUUUGUUUUACCAACCACCGUACUUCGGUCUGCCUCUAUGUUUCACGGGACAUCGGGUAACGAAAUUCCUGAACGACUGGGAAGUUUAUGCCUUGAGAGCAGGAUGGACUGAUCGGGAAGCGAUAAUGGGAUUCAUUAAUCAUACCGAUCUCAAACUAGACAAAGACGUGCGUGCUGCUAUACCCGAGGAUUGGAAGUGGGCAACUUUCAGAGAACGAUUGUCUCGAGCCUUUGCAUGUGACGACAUCUUCUACUCGAUCGAGGACUUAAAGGAGAUGAAGAAGGAGGAAGGAGAGACGUUAGUGGCGUUUGCGAGACGCUUUGAGACGGCAUCUGAACCAUUGAUAGAAAAUGGGUUUCUCGGUGAGAUAGAACGAUGCGGUAUAUUCAUUGGGACUCUACCUAUCAAGAGAAGGGAGUUUGUUAUGGAGAACACGCCCACUAAAAGGUUGUCGUUCGCUCAGACGAAGGCAUUGGCUUUGCAGACUAAGGGACUGGAUGCCAAAGCUUAUCUACAUGGAGUGUUGGAGAAACUAGGAAAAGGAUUACCCGGAAGUCAUUCAGAAAAACAAUUCGGCGAUGAGGAUGGAAGAGAGUUCAUGCCGCCUGACAAAAGUAAAGUAAGUAGAGACAGUGGGGAAUGGAAAGGAGGAAACCGUGACAACUGGAAGAAGAACAACGGAAAAACGCAGGAGGUGGUUCGGGGAGAGAUUUGGAUGCCGGGCAUCAGGUUUGAGGAGAACCGGUAUACGGAGGAGAAUGAGGGGGUAGAUAUACUCUCUCGAGCUUCUACGGAGACGGAUAUUGACAUUGAAACGAGGACAGCGGAAGAGCCAGAGCAGGGAAAGUUCUGGGUAUCGAGUGUCCGGUUUGAGGAGGACCCAGACCCGAAUGAUAGUCUGACGGUUGGGGUUUCGAAUAUUCGGUUCGAGAGUUGCGAGGAAGAUUCUGAUGCAGCUCUAGUCUGUGCUAAGAAAGUGAGUGAGGAAUCAGAUGAAAAUAGAGCCGAUCAUACUAACUUUGAAUUCAAAGUAUCGCCAAGGGGCGAAGGACCGAAGGUUAUUAAGGAAACGUGGGUAGAUCAAACCAUGACAGAGGAAAUGAUACCAAUAAUUGAAGAAUGCGAACGCUUGAAAAAGACAGGUGAUACUCAUAGCAAGGGGGCAGGGGACUCAGACAUAAGCUAUGAGCUUACCCCAGCGUUUAAGUCUGUAGAGCGAGAUAUCAGCUACGAGCUGGAUCAACUUUCUGAGACCAUCGAGCCAAAUGUUAGCUAUGAGUUGGCGCAACUGUUUGGGACCAUCGAACAUGAUGACGAUUAUGACUUAGCCCAACUCUUUGAGGCCUCCAAACCGGAUAUGGACUAUGGGCUUACCCAACUGUUUGAGACCAUCGAUACGUAUGAAAUCGAUGUUGAGAACUUUCUCAAGACAACAAGGAGCCGUAAUCAGGCAGCUGCGAAAGAUGUCGAAGGCUCCGGAAUGGAUCAAUGCAAGUCAUUAAGAAAGUGCGACGUGGUGAGUAUUGGGGGUGAAUUCGUUGAAGACUGUUUAGGGAGUCAGGAGAAUGAUAACCCACUCGCGUUUGACCAAGAAGAGGAAGAGAGGACCGUGAUGGAAGUGAAAUUUCUUGUGAAUACGGACAGUCCGAAAAACAUGUCGAUGAGAAUUAUGAAAAUGUCAGGACUUGAGGAGUUAUUGGAAGCGGAGAAACCCCCUGUGGAUGUGAGGAGAUUCGAGGAUAGGGGCUUGGUCGGAACUGGAAAUUCGGUAGCAGGUUCGGGAAUUGUGGUUGAGAAGUGAGAUUGGAAUGUAGACUUGCUUUCCCUCUUGCUGCUGACCCUUGUCUCUGCGUAUACUCGUGCAUACUAUGGCUGGUGCUGUUGCUCUUGCCUCGGCCAAUCAGUUCACGACACUUUCAUAACUAGUUGCCCCUUUGUGUUCGGCCUCGGUGGUGGUAUAAAGGGGGGAUUACACUCCUUGGUGGGGAUAUGGAUCCGUCUAAGCCUGUCGUGCGGGGCUUUUUCUGCGAAGCCUUUCUAUACUCCCUUGAUGCUCUCAUUGAGUGGGUGGAGACGAGAUGGGAAGAGGACAAAAGCGCUCGAGAACGAGGAUGCUGGACCUAAAAGGUUCAAAAACCUGACAUUGAAAGAGGAGGGAAGUAUACCAUUUAUCAGACUGAUAAAGUCGAUUAGUAAGCGUAAAAGCGGGGGUAGACCCUACUUCCACAAGUGGCGAGACAAAAUCAAAGUCUGCUGGAGUC